Molecule: messenger RNA, 3644 nt
Organism: Lactuca sativa (garden lettuce)
Lineage: Eukaryota; Viridiplantae; Streptophyta; Magnoliopsida; Asterales; Asteraceae
Product: glutamate receptor 1.2
Cellular component (GO): membrane
Molecular function (GO): ligand-gated monoatomic ion channel activity
Source: RefSeq, a predicted model, not a curated record
UGUUAUCCCUAUAGCCGCCUAGAUAUGGUUUCUAUUUGGUAAAAGGUUCCGAGUAGAUAUUUUGAUUUAAUUAUAUGUUUGAUCACAUACUUGAUGAUCUCUUUGGUGUUUGACCAUAUGCUCAUCGUUGAUUAAAUAUAAUUAUAUUGAAGCAGUUUCAAGUAGUUGACAUUUUAAUUUUUGAAUCCUUCUUGAUGAGAAAUUAAAUAUUUGAUUAGCAAUCGAUUAACCAUCUUCAUUUAAUAAAAAGUUACACCUUUACAAUUAUUAUUUUAAAUUUAGAAGAUACAAAAUUUUUCGAAUCCAUGAGUGAUCAGAUUUGUUAUUACGAUCCUAAGAAAUAAAAACCGCAGAACGUGAUUUACGGAGCUUAUGGUAAAGGAUCGUUGCAAACCCAUCGGUUGAGUUCUGGCAUGGCUACAUGGUUAUCUAACGACAACUUAAUCUUUUUUUUUGGCCACUCUUGCCCGGCAUGAAUGUCCUUCAGUUGUAUGGUGUAUGUUGCUUAAAGCUUAAAGACGCACAUCAAGUGCUCGACGAAAUGCCUGAAGAGCUUAUGUCUCUUCUAAGUUGCUAUUUAUCUUAUUUUCAUGAUGGACACGUGGAUGUUGCCAAAAAUGUGUCUACAUCUACUACUGUGAUUGCUGGGGCCUAUCAAGAAAAUUUCUCCAGACAUUGAAACUGUUUAGGAAGGUGAAAUUGAUACAUUACAUUAAUUAUUUGUAAAAUAAAAUUAAAAAUUAAAAAAAAAAAAAAAAGUUUCAAUUCAAUGGUCCAGAUCAAAGAUUGCUGACCAGGUUCUAUUUUUGUAGUCAAUGUCAAUAAAAUCAGGGAGGCCGAAAAAAGGAAAAUCAAAUGUCAAUCUGAUGAGAUCAUAUGUAUCUUUGACAUCAUUAAUUAAUUACUCCUUUCUCUUUCGAGCUCUUGUUUUAACAGAACUCCAUUUUCUUUCUUCACCUUGUCACGGUUUUAGUGUGUCAUACGGAUGAAACAACAGCUGUAGCAAAUUUGAAACUUUCUGUUCUCAAUGGCGAAUAUCAGGGUACUUUCAUUUUUGCUACUGAUAUUACUUAGCUUUCAAAGCCUUUUAACAGCACAUGAAGAUCCAACUUAUAAGGAAGUACAAGUGGGAGUGAUUCUUGACAUGGAAUCAGGGGUAGGGAAGGUCAUUUAUCGUUGCAUUACCACAGCUAUUUCUGACUUUUACUCAGCCAAUCCUCACUACACAACAAGGAUAGUUUUUACAACCAGGGAUACCAAAGGAGAACCUCUGAGUGCCUUGUCCUCUGCUCUGGAUCUUCUGGAGAACACUGAAGUGAAAGCAAUAAUAGGUCCAGAAUCAACAGCCGAAUCAAGAUUGUUGAAGGUUUUGGAAGACAAGGCUAACAUACCGAUUCUUUCCUUCUCAACAACUCCCUUUUUGAAUAGGAAUCCUAAUCUUCUUGGAAUCCCACAAGAUGAAACUACUCAGUUCCAAGGCAUUGCUGGUAUGGUAGACUUGUUUAAAGCAACGAAUGUGAUUGUUAUCUGUGAGGACACUGCAAAUGGGAGAGAAAUGGCCAAUUAUAUGGUUAGUGCGUUUCAAGAGAAACACAUACGCAUUACAUAUAUUACCCUAAUUUCAACUUUUUCCAGCAAUGAACAAGUCAAGGUAGAGCUUCGCAAGCUUCAAACUAUGCAAUCCAUGGUGUUUGUCAUGCAUACACCACCUUCUCUAGCGACUGAUGUUUUCUCCAUGGCAAAAGAGUUGGGCAUGAUGGAUGAAGGAUACGUGUGGAUCAUAACAAGUAAGACUACAAACUACUUGGAUUCCAUGGAUGCUGAAGCAAUCAAAACAAUGCAGGGGGCUGUGGGUUUCAAAUCGUAUGUUCCAGCAUCAGGGGAGCUUCACAGCUUUGUUUCAAAAUGGAGAAAGGAACAUUAUGCGUUGGACCCUUUUAUGGAGUUUAAGGAGGUAGAUUUUAAUGGUAUAUGGGCAUAUGAUGCAGUCUACGCACUUGCCAUGGCUGUUGAGAGCGUACAAACUAGAGAAUUAGCUUCGAAAGAGUUGGGUACCAAUAUUGGCACAUCACUACUUUUAGAUAAGAUGUUAAGAGUCAAGUUCCAUGGUUUAGGUGGUGAAUUCAAGCUUAUGAAUGGAAGAUCCAUCACCAAAGUCAUGGAAGUGGUGAAUGUGAUCGGUAAGGGUGAUAGGAGGGUUGGGUUCUGGAUGAUGUCUACGAAUGGUGAGUUUGUGAAAGGGAUUGGAAUCCCGGAUUCCAUUUCCAACCGUGGAUUGCAAAGUAUCAUCUGGCCAGGUGGGACUACCACCUUUCCAAAGCGUAGGAUUCUACAAACAAAUGGCAAUAAGAAGCUGAGAAUUCUGUUUCCAAAUUUCGGUAGAUUCCCAAACUUAGUACAAGUGACUGUAGAUCCCAAAACAAAUGUAUCGGGUGUGAGUGGCUUCUGUGGGGAUGUUUUCAGUGCUGCGUUUAAAGCCUUAGACUAUGGAGUAGGGAUUGAGGUUGUUCCAUUUAAAUAUGAGGUUGGAAUUACUUACAACGAUCUAAUUCAAAAAAUCUAUCGUAAGGAAUAUGAUGCUGCUAUCGGGGAUUUUACAAUCACAACAAACAGAUCUCUCUAUGUCGACUUCACAAUUCCCUUCACUGAUCUUGGAGUUGGUAUAGCAGCCCGAAACACCAAGAACAGCAUGUGGAUCUUCUUAGAUCCUUUUAGUGCGGGUCUUUGGAUCACAAGUGCUUGUUUCUUUCUCUUUUUGGGGUUUGUCAUUUGGUUUAUCGAACAUCCUACAAACAAAGAAUUUCAAGGUUCAAUGAUACAACAGAUAGGAACCACCCUCUGGUUUGCCUUUUCAACCCUUGUUUAUGCUCACCGGGAGAAACUGCAAAGUAAUCUAUCAAGAUUCGUGGUUAUUGUUUGGGUUUUUGCAGUGCUUGUUCUCACAUCAAGUUACACUGCAACAUUGAGCUCUGUUUUAACAGUACAACAGAUUGGAAUGAAUGAGAUCUCUACGGGAUUCCAGAAUCUUUCUCCAGUAGGAGGAUAUGUAUUUAACAAACUGAAACCUGUUGAUGUCAAUUUGGAGAAACUAUAUACACCUGAGGAUUACUCUAAAGCAUUAAGAAAUGGAAGAGUUGAUGCAAUCGUCUCUGAGAUUCUUUACAUCAAAUCAUUCCUUGCAAUGUAUCCAGCUACCGAUGUCUCCUUGAUUGCAACAGCAUCCACCACCAAUGGUUUUGGUUUUGCGUUCCAAAAGGGUUCGCCCUUGGCGAGAGAGGUGUCGACUGAGAUAGCGAAGAUGCGGGAAGACGGGACAUUGAAAGCAUUAGAGGAUAAAUGGUUGAAACGUGAAUCUGCAAUGAUGUCAAAGGAUUUUUCUUCCCCUUCACCAAAAAUCUUGAAUCUUUACCGGCUUCGAGGUCUCUUUGUUAUCAGUGGUGUGUCGAUGGCAUUAGUCCUUUUUGUGUCCAUGAUUCAUCUUCUUCACAAAAAAUGGCAUGCCAAAAAUAUAACAAAGACACUAAGGUCUGUCUUACGAAAUACAUGCACAAGAUAGUGAUGUGGAAUUAACAUAUUUUUAAAGUUAAAUUCUAACCAUUAUACUCCACGUCUUAUUUCUAUAUAAAAAUCAUAAUAUGUGGUCA